CGCUGCCGGAAAGCAGCGUUUACGGCAGUUCGGAAUCGGCGCCGCUGCUCCAUUAUCCGUUGGGGCCAAUAUGGCGGCGGGGGAAGCCCGCUCUGUUUUGUUCGUGUGCCUCGGGAACAUUUGCCGAUCUCCCAUAGCAGAGGCUGUCUUUAGAAAACUUGUAGCUGAAGAGAACAUUGAAAAGCAGUGGAUGAUAGACAGUGGUGCUGUUUCUGACUGGAAUGUGGGACGCUCCCCUGAUGCAAGGGCUUUAAGCUGUCUAAGAAAUCAUGGCACUGAAGCGGCCCAUAAAGCACGACAGGUUACAAAAGAUGAUUUCCUGACAUUUGAUUAUAUGCUUUGUAUGGAUGAAAGCAAUCUGAGAGAUCUGAAAAGAAAAAGCAAUCAGAUUAAAAACUGCAAAUCUCAGAUUGAACUCCUUGGAAGUUAUGAUCCACAGAAACAGCUCAUUAUUGAGGAUCCAUAUUAUGGGAAUGAUGAAGAUUUUGAAACAGUUUAUCAGCAGUGUCUUAGAUGUUGUAAAGCAUUCUUGGAAAAAAACCAUUAACAUGGCUGAUAGUCUCUAAAAGUAAACAAUGUUUAGCCAUUCUGUAAAGGUAUUAAUUUAAAAUCUCAAUUGACAUUAAAUUGUAAUAUUUUACCUCUAA
This is a messenger RNA of Anolis sagrei ordinatus, 647 nucleotides long. RefSeq names its product acid phosphatase 1 (gene ACP1). NCBI's taxonomy places the organism in Eukaryota, Metazoa, Chordata, Lepidosauria, Squamata, Anolidae. The record is from RefSeq and is a predicted model, not a curated record. Gene Ontology annotation, molecular function: non-membrane spanning protein tyrosine phosphatase activity; acid phosphatase activity. Gene Ontology annotation, cellular component: cytoplasm. Gene Ontology annotation, biological process: protein dephosphorylation.